AUGUCUCCUCCUGUGUCUCCUCCUGUGUCUCCUCCCCUGUUUUCUCUUCCUGUGUCUCCUCCCCCUGUUUUCUCCUCCUGUGUCUCCUCCCCCUGUUUUAUCCUCCUAUGUCUCCUCCUGUGUCUCCUCCCCGUGUCUCCCCUGUGUCUCCCCCUGUGUUCUCCUCCUAUGUCUCCUCCCCCUGUGUUCUCCUCCUGUGUCUCCUCCUGUGUCUCUUCCCCCUGUGUUCUCCUCCUAUGUCUCCUCCCCCUGUGUUCUCCUCCAGUGUCUCCGCCUGUGUCUCUUCCCCCUGUGUUCUCCUCCUAUGUCUCCUCCCCCUGUGUUCUCCUCCAGUGUCUCCUCCCCUUGUGUCUCCCCCUGUGUCUCCGCCUGUGUUCUCCUCCUAUGUCUCCUCCCCCUGUGUCUCCUCCUCCUGUGUCUCUUUCUAUGUCUCCUACUGUGUCUCCUACUGUGUCUCCUCCCCCUGUGUCUCCUCCCCCUGUGUCUCCCCCUGUGUCUCCUCCUCCUGUGCCUCCUCCUGUGUCUCCCCCUGUGUCUCCUCCUCCUGUGCCUCCUCCUGUGUCUCCUCCUCCUGUGUCUCCUCCUAUGUCUCCUACUGUGUCUCCUCCUAUGUCUCCUCCUAUGUCUCCUCCCCGUGUCUCCCCUUGUCUCCUCCUAAUUCUCCUCCUGUGUCUCCCCUUGUCUCCUCCUACUUCUCCUCCUGUGUCUCCUCCUCCCCCUGUGUUCUCCUCCUGUCUCUCCUCCCCGUGUUUCUCCUUCUGUGUCUCCUCUUGUGUCUCCUCCCCGUUUUCUCCUCCUAUGUCUCCUCCCCCUGUGUCUCCUCCUGUGUCUCCUCCUGUGUCUCCUCCUGUGUCUCCUCCCCAUGUGUCUCCUCCUGUGUUCUCCCCCUGUGUUUCCUCCUCCUGUGUCUCCUCCUGUGUCUCCUCCUGUGUUUUCCCCUUGUGUUUCCUCCUCCUGUGUCUCCUCCUGUGUCUCCUCCUGUGUCUCCUCCUGUGUCUCCUCCUGUGUCUCCUCCUUCUCCUCCUGUGUCUCCUCCCCCUGUGUCUCCUCCUGUGUCUCCUCCUGUGUCUCCUCCUGUGUCUCCUCCCCCUGUGUUCUUCUCCUGUGUCUCCUCCGGUGUCUCCUCCGGUGUCUCCUCCGGUGUCUCCUCCGGUGUCUCCUCCUCCGGUGUCUCCUCCUCCUGUGUCUCCCCCUGUGUCUCCCCCUGUGUCUCCCCCUGUGUCUCCCCCUGUGUCUCCCCCUGUGUCUCCUCCUGUGUCUCCUCCUGUGUCUCCUCCUCCUGUGUCUCCUCUUCCUGUGUCUCCUCCUAUGUCUCCUCCCCUGUGUCUCCCCUUGUCUCCUCCUAACUCUCCUCCUGUGUCUCCUCCCCCUGUGUCUCCUCCUCCCCCUGUGUUCUCCUCCCGUCUCUCCUCCCCCUGUUUUCUCCUCCUAUGUCCCUCCUCCUGUGUCUCCCCCUGUGUCUCCUCCUUUGUCUCCUCCUCCUGUGUCUCCCCCUGUGUCUCCCCUUGUGUCUCCUCCUUUGUCUCCUCCCCCUGUGUUCUCCUCCUGUGUCUCGUCCUGUGUCUCCUCCCCCUGUGUUCUCCUCCUGUGUCUCCUCCCCCUGUGUUCUCCUCCUGUGUCUCGUCCUGUGUCUUCCUCCCCCUGUGUUCUCCUCCUGUGUCUCGUAUAUUUGCCAAUCUCAAAGUGACAAAAAAAACGUAA
Molecule: messenger RNA, 1701 nt
Organism: Knipowitschia caucasica
Lineage: Eukaryota; Metazoa; Chordata; Actinopteri; Gobiiformes; Gobiidae
Source: the annotation of a GenBank genome assembly